CAGUGCACCUCAGCCUGCCGGCUCCCAGCUGACGACAUGCAGGCAGCCGAGCGUCGGGCGCGUCGCAAGGCUGAGCGGCUGCCACGCUGUUACGGUAUUCCACAACCUCGUACUCAUCCUCUGUGAGAUACUCCAGUCACUCCUCCCUCUGCCCCCCUCGUAACGACGGCGAAUGGCGCGGCAGCUGCGCCGCGAAGACUACACGGUGGGAUGGGUGUGUGCGCUGCCCGUUGAGCUGGCAGCGGCGCAGGAGAUGCUCGAUGAAGAGCACCCUGACCUCGACUGCGACCUGACCAACAACGACGAGAACCUGUACGCCCUGGGCUCGAUUGGCGGCCACAACGUCGCCAUCGUAUGUCUGCCCGCCGGCCGCAUCGGGAACAACCCAGCAGCCGCAGUGGCAAUGCAGAUGCGGGCGACGUUCAAGAAGAUCCGGUUUGGGUUGAUGGUGGGCAUCGGCGGCGGCGUCCCGAGUGCUGAGGCAGACGUGCGGCUGGGGGAUGUGGUGGUCAGCCAGCCGCACGGGAUGUUUGCUGGGGUAGUGCAGUACGACGCAGGGAAGACGAUACCAAGCGGGUUCGAGCGGACAGGAUCGCUCAACUCACCACCACAGGUGUUGCUGGCAGCGGUUGCGAGAGUACGGGCAAACGAGCUGCGGGGCCGAAGCAAGCUGCGUGAGCUCGUCGCCAAGCUGGAGGGCAUCGCCAAAUUCCAGCGCAGCAAGGCAGGGCCUGACGUUCUGUUCGAAGCAGCGUACGACCACAAGGGAGGGCAGACGUGCGACGGGUGUAGUCUUGACAGACAGGAAGCUCGACUGCCGCGCGAUAGCGAGGAGGAAGUGGCGGUGCACUACGGCACCAUCGCGUCUGGCAAUCAGGUGAUCAAGAAUGCUGCUCUGAGGGACAGACUCAGCGCUGAGCUCGGCGGGGUGCUGUGCUUCGAGAUGGAGGCGGCGGGCCUGAUGAACAGCUUCCCGUGCCUGGUGGUCCGCGGCGUGUGCGACUACGCGGACUCACACAAGAACAAGCGGUGGCAAGCGUACGCGGCGGGGACCGCGGCGGCGUACGCGAAAGAGGUGCUGUCGGUGAUACCGCCAGCGGAUAUAGCGAAGUCGCGUACGGUGGAUGAGGCCAUUCGCGAGGCAAGCGCUAAACCAACCUACUACAUCCCCUUUCAGAAAAACCUCCACUUUGUUGGACGACGCGAUGAGCUUGCGGUGCUGCGGCAGCGGCUGCUCAUAGAUCAGGACUGCCAGAAGAUGUCUAUUGUUGGACUCGGCGGAACCGGCAAGACACAGGUGGCGCUGCAGUUCGUGUACACGGUCAAGGAAGCGCGGCCUGAGUGGUCUAUCUUCUGGAUGCCAGCGCUGAGCAUGGAGAGCUUCGAGCAGGCAUGCGUGCAGGACGGCAAAGAGGAUGCAAAAGAGCUGGUGAAGCAGUACCUGAGCUCAAGCCGAGCAGGGCGCUGGCUGCUGGUGGUGGACAAUGCCGAUGAUCCGGACAUCUUCUUCGGGGUCGGGCAGUCGAAAGGCAUCGUGGACUACCUGCCAGAGAGCGAGGAGGGUGUGACUGUGUACACCACGCGCACGCCGGAGGUGGCUGAGCUGACGCGCGGCGACGUGGUGGAGAUAGGAGCCAUGGAGCGACACGACGCGGCUGACUUCCUCACAAAGUCACUUACAAGGAAAGACCUCUUGCGUAGUGAUGCGACUGCCAGCAAGCUGCUAGACGAACUGCUGGAUGAUCUGGCGUGCCUGCCGCUAGCUAUCGCGCAGGCAGCUGCCUACCUAAACAGGAACCGCAUGUCCAUCGCGAAAUACUUGUGGCUGCUGCACAACACAGAGCAAGACCUCGUCAGGCUCAUGAGCAGCGAGUUCCGCGAUGACACGCGGUACAAAGACACGGCGAACGCAGUGGCGACGACGUGGGUGGUGUCGUUCAGCCAGAUCCGCGAGCGUGACGCAGUAGCAGCGGAUCUGCUGGCGUUCAUGUCAUGCGUGGAGUGGAAGGCUAUACCGCGGUCGCUGCUGCCAGGGGUGCAGUUAGAAGGGCGGAUGGAGGAGGCGAUUGGCACGCUGUUCGGUUACUCGUUCCUGGUGAGACGGGACAGCAGCAGUCAAGCAACAGAAGAAGGAAGCGAAAACGGCGGGAAGGGUGAGGAGGGGGAGGAAGAGACAGAGGCAGAAGAAUGGUACGACAUUCACCGACUGGUGCACCUGGCGACACGGAUCUGGGUCAAGAAGCACGGCGAUGCAAGUGAGGUAGCAGAGGGCGCAGUGCGACAUAUCGCAGGAGUUUUCCCAUCUGACGAUUAUGCAAACCGGCGAGUUUGGCGAGCAUACCUGCCACACGCGCUGCGACUACUCGACGGUCGGCGGGGAUACGAUGCAGAGGAGCAGGCUGAGCUCUGUCUGCUGGUGGGACGGUGUCUGCGAGUGGACGGCAGGAUCCAAGAGGCAGUGAGAUGGUUAGAGGAGUCUUAUCGACGAAGGAACUGGUUGGAUGAAGACGACAUGGAUCGGUUAUCAUCGGAGCAUAACCUCGCGGGAGCAUAUGAAGCAGACGGGCAGGUGAAAAAGGCGGUAGACCUGCUGGAGCAUGUGGUCGCGGUGCGAGAGAAGGUGCUAGCGGAAGAUCACCCAAGCCGACUGCAUUCGCAACACGAGCUCGCACGUGCAUACCAGGCAGACGGACAAGUGCCCAAGGCGGUAAAGCUGCUGGAGGCUGUGGUCGAAGUGAGAGAGAAGAUUCUGCUUCCAGAGCACCCAGAUCGACUGGCGUCGCAGCAGGUGCUCGCGGUGGCAUACCACGCAGACGGACAGGUGCAGAAGGCGGUAGCACUGCUGGAGGCUGUGGUCGAGGUGCAAGAGAAGACUCUGCUGCCAGAGCACCCAGAUCGACUGGCGUCGCAGCACGCGCUCGCAGCAGCAUACCGAGCAGACGGACAGGUGCAGAAGGCGGUAGAGCUGCUGGAGGCUGUGGUCGAAGUGCAAGAGAAGAUGCUGCUGCCAGAGCACCCCUCACGACUGGCGUCGCAGCACGUGCUAGCAGGAGCAUACCAAGCAGACGGACAGGUGCAGAAGGCGAUAGAGCUGCUGGAGCGCGUGGUUGAAGUGCAGAAGGCGGUAGCACUGCUGGAGGCUGUGGUCGAAAUGAAAGAGAAGACGCUGCUUCUAGAGCAUCCCUCACGACUGGCGUCACAGCAUGCGCUCGCAAUGGCAUACCAAGCAGACGGACAGGUGCAGAAGGCGGUAGACCUGCUCGAGCGCGUGGUCGAAGUCGAAGAGAAGAUUCUGGUGCCAGAGCACCCAGAUCGACUGGCGUCGCUGCAGGUGCUCGCAAUGGCAUACGAAGCAGACGGGCAGGUGCGGAAAGCGGUAGACCUGCUGGAGCGCGUGGUCGAAGUCGAAGAGAGAAUGCUGGUGCCAGAGCACUCAUCACGACUGGCGUCGCAGCACGCGCUCGCAAUUGCAUACCACGCAGACGGACAGGUGCAGAAGGCGGUGGACCUGCUCGAGCGCGUGGUGGAGAUCAAGGCUCGCGUCCUACGAGCAGACCAUCCUUCGCGGCUGGUGUCAGUCGAAGCUUUGACUGACUUGUAUGCAGAGCAAGCUGUCGAGUCAGACGAAGCAUUAUCCUCUGCGUCUUUUGAAAGCUCUCCUACAGCUGGCUCUGCUGGUCAUGCUGUUCAGCAGUAUGACUAGGGUCUGCCUGCAUGACUCUCUGCUAUUUGUAAUUGUACAUUCAUAUUUGUUGCGGUAUUAGUCGGUCCAUACGAGACCCUAUUACCCUUGCUUAGACUGUUCUGGAUUAGCACGUUCCAGAGUCAGUAUAUAGUCGUCUUCUCCUCACUAGCAACCUGAUAGUCCUACGUUAUCGUUUACCGUAGCUAUCAGUAUUAUACAGCGGCCGCAAAGGGCUUUUUCACCCCUCACCCCUUAGUGUUUGGAACUAGCCCCUGUGGCAGGCUUCAAACCUCUCUUUGUACAAUAAGAACAGCGUAGGUUCUUUGUAGCCUUAAGCUAUAAGACACCUACGCAUCUCUAGCUGGAAGAAUUACC
This is a messenger RNA of Macroventuria anomochaeta, 4060 nucleotides long. RefSeq lists its product as uncharacterized. The record is from RefSeq and is a predicted model, not a curated record. Gene Ontology annotation, biological process: nucleoside metabolic process. Bases 173 to 3703 code for a protein of 1176 amino acids. Lineage: Eukaryota; Fungi; Ascomycota; Dothideomycetes; Pleosporales; Didymellaceae. Gene Ontology annotation, molecular function: catalytic activity; protein binding. The transcript is spliced from 4 exons.